Molecule: messenger RNA, 412 nt
Organism: Staurois parvus
Lineage: Eukaryota; Metazoa; Chordata; Amphibia; Anura; Ranidae
Source: the annotation of a GenBank genome assembly
AUGUACACACAGACACAUGUACGUACAUACACACAAACACACACACAUACACAUGUACACACACACAUACAUAUACAUACUUGCAGACACAUGUACAGAUAGAUACACACAUGUACAUACACACACAGACACACACACACCUAUAAAAAGUUGCAGUACUUCGUUGUUCACUCACAGAGCCGGGUACUACACUCUAGGGGGAGGCAGAGAGCACAACACACACUCCUUCCUUUGCUUUCACUGCGCUCAGCUAUUGAGCAGUCUGACGGCUCCCAGUGCCAAUGACAGAUCCGGCCUGAGCUCCGAGCCUGCUCAGCAAGACAACCCUGGGGGACACAUUCACCCCCACCAUAAUUUCCACUCACCAUUGGCAAGCAGGCAAGCGGAAAUUUCAAGGCAUUUCAAAUGUAGU